AUUGUUAAGUGUACAAUCACGAUGUGAUACAAAAGGAGAACCUUCUUGAGGAGAACAACCAAACAAAACAAGCCGAAUGCCGAAUUGGAGGGCAAAGGGCGACAACAAGUACAACAAGAGAACUUUUUUCUGCUUAUUUUAUCUUCCUUUUCCUCAUCCGGACGUCCGGACGAGCGUCGCAGCAAAGAAGCAAAUUUUGACGCUUGCUGCGUUUUUUCAUCAAAGCUUAAAAAGACUUUAUGUAUUGGCGGAGAACGGCGGAAGCAGACGAGAUUCGGGAUUCGAGUUAAAACAUGCGGCCGGCUCGAGCUCCUAGGGGUAGAAGCAGCAGAGGUGGAUUCAGAGGCAGCGGCGGCUUCCGAGGGUCGUCCAGAGGGAUGGUAGGCAGAGGCAGUUUUGCUCCUCGGGCGCGAGGCACCGUUCCCUAUCCAAAACGUGGGGGUUUCGCUGCUCCUCAUGCUGGACGCACUACCAAGCGUCCCUUUUCAGAGAUGGACAGUCGUUCAUCCUCGAGAAGCUCGUACGACCAACACCCUAGCAGCUCCAGACAUUAUGAGAGUUCCAGUACUGAGAAAUUUUAUGCUUAUGGCGACCGAGAGAGCCACAAGCCGAAGUACUCAAGAGAGGAUUCUCCAAAAUACUACCAAGAUUCUUACCGCUCACCUUCUCCGAGGCGAAGGGCUGUGCACUCCGAGUACUAUGAGGAUGAGGCGCCAAGCCACCGCAGCAGCCGCCACCGAGCCGAGGAAAGAUACGAAAGGUACGAAGAGCGCCACCCUGCUGAGGAAAGAUACCUGACCUCCUCCAGAGACAUGUACGCCGAAGAGGAGGUGCCGCCUCCCCCUCUAAUGGAGGAGGAGUAUGAAGUGCCACCGCCCCCGACCAUCAGUAAAAGGGGCAGGGGCACCCUCCGAGGCGCCACAAGUAGAGGAGUCCCGCAAAAAACCUUCAGGUCCUCGGCCUACAGGGCGACUUUGCUGGCUAAGAAAAAACUGGCCGUCGCCAGAGGCGGUGGCUCCUUCAAGAGAUCGCCGUAUAGCAAGAACAGAGUUGUUCAAGAAGUGGUUGGCACUGAAGAGCCACUUUAUGAUGAUGACGAAAUGGAAGAAGAAGGAGGAGGAGGAGAGGAAUAUGACAAGCUGACACCACCAAAACAGAGACCCCCUUUGAGAACUCGCACAGGCCGAAAUUUCAUACCUCUCCUCUGUCCCCACUGCAAGCAGACCUGUGUCACCUUCAAGCAAUAUGAAACUCACCUGGUGAUGAAGCGCCACAUUAUUGCAAUGACAAAGUUGGCGGCCAGGAGCAAGCAGCAGAUCAUUAGCAUGCGGGGCCAGCAGAGGAAGCACCAGAACGCUCAGGAGGAGAACCCUGACGAGGACAAGCCCCUGACCGAGUUCACCUCCUUUUGUCCAAUCUGCAAACUGAACUACCGCCAGAGCAAGGAGGUUCAUGAAACAUCCAAGAUGCACAUUGAAAUAAAGAAACUGCUGUUCCCUUCAUGUGACACUUGCCGUAUUCGCUUCAAGUCUGUUCGCAUCUACGAGCAGCACAUGUGCAGUCUGGGUCACAUAAAGAAUGAUGCAUUCAAGAGAGAAUCUGAAGGUACACGAAAGAAAAUUGAAGAUUCCAAGCCGAAACGACCUAAAGACGAAUUGGACGAAGAGGCCUUGAACUGUCUGGAAGGCUUCAUGGUUGUCGACUCUGUUGGAGAUGACGAAGAAGAAGCUGAAAAAGAGGUGCUUCUUGGACUAGACCGCAUCAAGACGGUGGAGGCUCUCUUUUGUGAUUUGUGCCAGCGCUUUUUGCCUCGGCUGGACGACCAGGACAAGGCCAAGUCGGUGCACUGCCGCAGUUCCCUGCACCAGAAAAACUUUGCCGUUGACGAGAAAAAGAAUCUGGAUAAAAAAAAGGAGGACGAAGAGGAGGCAAAGAGGAAGAAGGCAAAGGAGGAUCAGAAGAAGGAGGAGCUAGAAAAGGAAAAAAAGCCUGUGGUUGAAGAAGAAAUUCCUGAAGACGAGGCUGUUUGGCGCGACGUGGACCGAGACAUUGGAGAGCUGCUGAAGGAGCGCAAUGAUGAUUUGAACUCCAACAACUCCAAUGAGGAAAACCCGUAAAAUUAUGAAUUUGGUGCAAUUAGGAGGAUUUCACGCCACUGCACCUUUUCUUGGGCUGGUUAUCGAAUAUGAAGUAGUCACCUAUUGACCACUCAAGCAAUCAAAGCAAAUGCUGAGCAUUCCUUUGUGUGUGUAGGAUUUCAUGAACUACCACGGAAACAUAUUAAAGUUGUAAAAAAAUCACAAUUCAUGUUUAACUUAAAAUCAGCAAGCUAAGAUGCUUUUAAUUUUUAAAGUAACUUUCGGAUACUUUCAUUGUUUUUUAUUUUGCCAAGUACGAGAUAAAUUUCGAUGCAUAAUUUUGUUUGAUCAGCCAGGCACAAUUUUGUGUAAAACUAGGGAUGAUAAUGAAAUAAAAUUCUGGGAAUAUACAUAGAUAUAAAAUACAGCAGGUUGAA
Neocloeon triangulifer is the source of this 2515-nucleotide messenger RNA. RefSeq lists its product as uncharacterized. The record is from RefSeq and is a predicted model, not a curated record. Gene Ontology annotation, cellular component: nucleus. Lineage: Eukaryota; Metazoa; Arthropoda; Insecta; Ephemeroptera; Baetidae. Bases 294 to 2117 code for a protein of 607 amino acids. The transcript has 14 exons.